AUCUGAUUCUUUUUCUUUGGUUAUAAUUUGCAGACAUUUUUUGUCAUCGUUUGAUUUGUAAGAGUUAUGGCUCGUACGAAGCAAACCGCACGCAAGUCUACUGGAGGCAAAGCCCCAAGGAAGCAGCUCGCUACAAAGGCUGCAAGGAAAUCUGCUCCAACAACUGGUGGAGUCAAGAAGCCUCACCGGUACCGCCCGGGAACUGUCGCCCUCAGGGAAAUUCGCAAGUACCAGAAGAGUACUGAGCUUUUGAUACGUAAGCUCCCAUUCCAACGUCUGGUUCGUGAAAUUGCCCAGGACUUCAAGACUGAUUUGAGGUUCCAGAGCCACGCAGUGCUUGCACUUCAGGAGGCUGCUGAGGCGUAUCUUGUGGGAUUGUUUGAAGACACCAAUCUCUGUGCCAUCCAUGCUAAGAGAGUGACAAUAAUGCCGAAAGACAUUCAACUCGCAAGGCGAAUCCGUGGGGAACGGGCGUAGUCAUUACAAUGCAAGAAUUUGAAUUAUUAAGAUCCUAGGU
Telopea speciosissima is the source of this 517-nucleotide messenger RNA. Its product is annotated as histone H3.3. Lineage: Eukaryota; Viridiplantae; Streptophyta; Magnoliopsida; Proteales; Proteaceae. The transcript is spliced from 4 exons. The record is from RefSeq and is a predicted model, not a curated record. Bases 67 to 477 code for a protein of 136 amino acids. Gene Ontology annotation, molecular function: DNA binding; protein heterodimerization activity; structural constituent of chromatin. Gene Ontology annotation, cellular component: nucleosome.